AUUCUGGUUCUCGUGCUGCCACUGGCAGUGACUAUGGUGGUCACGAUCCAUGUAGAAAAUUUAAUGUUACAACUGCCAAGGUUACAACGCAGUGGUAACUUGCUUCUUAAAACGCAGGUGUAAAGGUACCAAAACAGUUAGCGCUGGCUAUUUAUUGUAGUCUACAGAGUUGCCACAACUGCUCCUCAUUUACUGAUAAUACUGUAAUUUGAGAUUACACCUGGGUAAAUUGAUCCUGGAUUGGCUGCUAGGGAUGGAACGUAUCCAGAGCAUUUUAGUUAUCUCAGUCGUAACUAAAACCUCUAGUACGUGUGAACUGAUUUCUGAGAGUAUGCUUUCCCUGUCUCGUUCUUUGGUGGCUGCACUGGCGCGCUCACAGGUCGUGGCCGGUCAGUGCGGUACGAAUGCUCUGCUCAGGUUCAACUGCACCUCUACUUAGCAGGAAAAGCCUAAAAAGACGACAUUUGGUCCCUUAAGUGAUCAGAACAGGAUUUUCACCAACCUGUAUGGCCGUUACGACUGGAGGCUUAAGGGGGCCUUGAGUCGUGGCGACUGGUACAAGACCAAGGAGAUUCUGCUGAAAGGGGUAGACUGGAUCCUCAAUGAGGUGAAGGUUUCGGGACUGCGUGGGAGAGGAGGAGCUGGGUUCCCCACAGGCAUGAAGUGGGGGUUCAUGAACAAGCCCAGCGAUGGCAGGCCAAAGUAUCUGGUGGUGAACGCUGACGAGGGGGAGCCUGGCACCUGUAAGGACAGGGAGAUCAUGCGCCACGACCCCCACAAGCUGCUGGAGGGCUGCCUGGUGGCCGGCAGGGCCAUGGGGGCCCGUGCUGCCUACAUCUACAUCCGGGGCGAGUUCUACAAUGAGUCCUCCAACCUCCAGGUGGCCAUUAACGAGGCCUACGCCGCAGGUCUGAUCGGGAGGAACGCGUGCGGCUCGGGUUAUGAUUUCGACGUGUUUGUGAUGAGAGGGGCAGGUGCCUACAUCUGUGGGGAGGAGACUGCGCUCAUUGAGUCCAUUGAAGGCAAGCAGGGCAAGCCUCGACUGAAGCCCCCGUUCCCUGCUGAUAUAGGGGUGUUUGGCUGCCCAACAACUGUGGCUAAUGUUGAGACGGUCGCUGUUGCACCCACCAUUUGUCGUCGUGGUGGCUCGUGGUUUGCCAGCUUUGGGAGAGAGAGGAAUUCUGGGACAAAGCUCUUCAACAUCUCGGGUCACGUCAACACCCCUUGCACCGUGGAGGAGGAGAUGUCCAUUCCUCUCAAAGAACUAAUCGAGAGACAUGCAGGUGGAGUGCGGGGUGGGUGGGACAACCUGUUGGGAGUGAUCCCUGGGGGCUCGUCCACUCCCAUCAUCCCGCGAUCCGUUUGCGACGAUGUGUUAAUGGACUUUGACGACCUCAUCCGGACACAGACAGCACUGGGCACUGCCGCUGUCAUUGUCAUGGACAAGUCUACUGAUGUCAUCAGAGCCAUUGCUCGUUUGAUUGAAUUCUACAAACACGAGAGCUGUGGCCAGUGCACCCCCUGCAGGGAGGGAGUGGACUGGAUGAAUGCGAUAAUGUGGCGGUUUGUGCGUGGUGAUGCACAAACAGCUGAAAUUGACAUGAUUUGGGAGAUCAGCAAGCAAAUUGAAGGACAUACAAUUUGUGCACUGGGAGAUGGAGCUGCCUGGCCAGUGCAGGGAUUAAUCCGACAUUUCCGCCCCACGAUGGAGACUCGCAUUGCUGAGUUUCAGUGGAAACAGCAGGCCAGAGCUUAACUCCCUGAGUCCUCCCCUGCAGCGAGCUCUGUUGAUCUCUCUCCUCCCUCAUCCUAUAUUAAUAACAUUGCUUACAUUGAAUUAUUUUUUUCUCUUACUGUGUAAAAUAUUUGACAGUUACUAUGAGUCUUUAACAUUUGCAAAUAAAGUUUUAGCAACCAA
Anguilla anguilla (European eel) is the source of this 1918-nucleotide messenger RNA. Its product is annotated as NADH dehydrogenase [ubiquinone] flavoprotein 1, mitochondrial-like. The record is from RefSeq and is a predicted model, not a curated record. Gene Ontology annotation, biological process: mitochondrial electron transport, NADH to ubiquinone. Gene Ontology annotation, molecular function: FMN binding; 4 iron, 4 sulfur cluster binding; NAD binding. The transcript is spliced from 11 exons. Lineage: Eukaryota; Metazoa; Chordata; Actinopteri; Anguilliformes; Anguillidae.